Messenger RNA from Ochlerotatus camptorhynchus, 2007 nucleotides. It is a transcript of the gene Swt1, whose product is annotated as Swt1 RNA endoribonuclease. Gene Ontology annotation, cellular component: nucleus. The transcript is spliced from 2 exons. NCBI's taxonomy places the organism in Eukaryota, Metazoa, Arthropoda, Insecta, Diptera, Culicidae. Bases 1 to 1866 code for a protein of 621 amino acids. The record is from RefSeq and is a predicted model, not a curated record. Gene Ontology annotation, molecular function: protein binding.
AUGUCCUCCAAGGCAACGUCCAUUGAUCCUGCAGAAGACGCCAAAUCAGUGCGGCAACAACAGGAACCAAAAGUGAGCAGCAGCAGCAGCAAUAACAAUGAACAGCAGGAAGAUGAGCUUCCGCAGCAUUGGACCAAGAUCGCUUCCAAGAAGCAUCCGGGCAAGUACUACUAUUUCAACGUGACCACCAAGGAAAGCCUUUGGGAACAUCCAGGUAAGACGAAAGCACUUGACGCGGAGAAGAAUAUUAUUCGGAAUGUUAAAGCGUCCAAGGAAAAGUCCAGUCCCAAAUCGGAGAAGGUGAUUCAACUGAAGAAUGACACUGUACAGUUUAAGAAGAAGAACUUGGCCAAGAACCGAUUGGAAAAGUUGCAGAAGCAGCUGGAGGUUGAGCGGAAGCAAGAUGCCGGAAAAAAGAAGGUGGAAUUGGAGAAGGUUGAAAAGGAAGCGAAGACUCCGGAGACUCCAAAGAAGAAAUCUCCGGUCAAAUCUUCACAUGUAAAAGAAACCGAAACCGAAAAGACAACACCUUCGAGGCAGAAGCGAAAACUAGUUGGAUCGGAUAAUUUGUCGGGUUCGCCUUCGAGCAGGUCGAAAACAAGUAAGCUGAGUCCGAAGAGUAAGGUGAUUUCCAAGAAGGUUUCCCCUAAAGUUGAACAGAAGAAAUUAAGCAAUGCUGAAAAUACCAAGAAAAAGGGUCAGGAAGAACCGGGAGCAAGUAAAAUAUUGAAGUCGUUUAAAAUUCCGAAAAAAACCAAGCUGGAAUCUGUUUCGUCUUCCAUUUUUGUGGACAUUCAAAAAUUGACUGAAGCGAAGCCAGUUGAUUCCCAAUCUCCAAAGACUGAUUCGAUAAGAAGUCUACCUCUAAAAGAUCCUGUUCCGAAAGAACGGAAAAAAGUUCCAGAAGCAGUUGCAAAAUCUUCUCCUAAGGUCUCAUAUGCUCAAAAGCUGCUAGAGGCUAUCGAACGACCUCAAGCUUCACCAUCGCCGAGGACCGUAAGCGGAAAGGCACCUGCCUUUACUUCAACCCCAAAAGUACAAACCCUAAUCCGAGCUGAAGUUGACAGUCCCAGUUUUGUGAAAUCUCCAGCCAACGAGCGUUUGGUUGGAAUUCGUGAGAAACUCGCCCAGGAAGUGGCCCUCGAGUCCACCCUUCUAGACGAGGAUGCCGAGAUGACCGAUUUGAGCGAUGCACUUCCUCAGGAGCAACACUCUAGCGUGAUGGCGGAAGCAAUGGACUGGGAAGACAUUCCGGAAGACGUUGCCCUUCGGGAAGUGGUUGCCGUUCGACAGCUGCCAAUUAGCAAGGAAUCCGUACUGGAUGCAACGAUUCCGGGAUACGGCACGCAACUGUUUGAGCAGGGCCACUUCCAGAGAUACGUUUUACUGGUGAUGGACACCAACGUCUUCCUAUCGCAUCUUAAAGGUGUUGAACGGCUGCUGGAGAAAGGAUUUCCCCACAUUGGUCAACCGAUUCUGAUCGUUCCGUACAUUGUUCUCCAGGAAUUGGACCGGAUCAAGCACAGAGAACAGGGAACACCGCUCUCGCAAGCGGCAGCUCGCUCAAUCCGGUUUCUUAACGAUCACCUCAAGCGGCGUGACCCACGCGUGAUAGGGCAAUCCUCCAUGGAAGCAGCUAAGCAGCUGAUCCCGGUGGAAAAUGCCGACGAUAACAUCAUGAACUGUUGUCUGCAGGUGCGGCUGAUUAUUGCGGGAAUUGCGACAGAUCUGAUGCUGCUGUCGAACGAUGUCAAUCUGCGCAACAAGGCCUUGGUGAACGGAAUACAGGCCUUCGGCUAUGGGGAACUGAUGGCCGAAGCGGAUCGUAUCCGGUUCGCGGCGGAUGAGCAGAUCGCGGGUCGGUGAUGUCCGGGGUUGGUUAUGGCUUCAACGGUGGUAUUAUCGUAUUGUUACUUGGUACUUGGAAACGUGAAACAUUUCCGAACUGAUAUAUAUUUUGAAUUUGUAGAAAGUAACGAAGAUGUUGAAUUAUUUUUUGAUAACAUG